AUGCGGACGCUGAAAUGGUUCCUGUUCCUGCCGCUGUGCCUGUCGUGCGGCGACGCCUUCAUGUUCUCCUCGCCCAGGGAGCCCGUCAAAGAGCCGCCGGGCAAGGCGCCUUGCGGCGGGCACUUUCGGAUUAGGCAGAGCUCGCCGGAGCACGCCCAGGGCUGGCUUGCAAGCAAAUGGCUCUGGUUCUUCUUUGUUGUCGUGCUGUACAUGGUCCUGAAGUUUCGGGGAGGUGGUGAGAAGAGCAAGGAAAAGAGUCCCCCUGGCCUUCGAGGCUGUUCGCUGCGUGCUCCAGUCAAGAAAAACCAGGGUGCUUCCCCCAGCAAAGACUACGCCUUCAACACCUUGAACCAGCUCGAGAUGGACCUUGUGCAGUUUGUGUCCAAGGUGCGGAACCUCAAAGUCGCCGUGGCAACCGGCAGCAACCACAAGGCUCCGAGCCCGGAGAUGUCCGGGGACCCCCAGAACAAUGUGACGAUCUACGAGAUAUGGGGCGAAGAGGACUACGAGUGA
This is a messenger RNA of Molossus molossus (Pallas's mastiff bat), 513 nucleotides long. RefSeq names its product protein FAM209B-like. The record is from RefSeq and is a predicted model, not a curated record. Lineage: Eukaryota; Metazoa; Chordata; Mammalia; Chiroptera; Molossidae. The coding region runs from base 1 to 513 and encodes 170 amino acids. The transcript is spliced from 2 exons.